Molecule: messenger RNA, 3988 nt
Organism: Cuculus canorus (common cuckoo)
Lineage: Eukaryota; Metazoa; Chordata; Aves; Cuculiformes; Cuculidae
Exons: 5
Coding region: 360-1268 (302 amino acids)
Cellular component (GO): plasma membrane
Source: RefSeq, a predicted model, not a curated record
CACCUGAUGUGUGGCUCCAGCCCCCAGAGAGAUGGUGACAGCCAGUCCAAACAGAAGGGAGCUGUAAAAGAUGGAUCUCAGGUGCUUGCUGCUUCACACUCCCUUUCCCGUGUUUGGUUUCUCUGUGGGGCUUCAGAGCUGCUCAGCAGAGCAGCUGGAACAAGGCUGGCAGCGCUAGGAGCAGAGACGUGGGGCUUGUGCUGACACAGAGAAGAAAGCUCUGGGAGGGAGAGUGGUUACUAGCUUUGCUUCUAAAGGCUUAAUGUCCUAAGAACUCAGCUGACUCCUGCUCAGAAGCAAAGGGAACCACAGGCGCUCGGGACAGCUGGGCACCUGAAAAUGCUGUGUUUCUCCAAACCAUGAUGGAACAGAGGUUUGGGAAUUGCAUCACCCUUUGCCUGCUGCCCUGGAGCUGCUUGAGCUUUGCCUGGAGUGACGUUGCUGGGCCUGGGACCACCUGGCCAGGGGCAGAACAUGUCAGAAAGUGGCUGUCCAGAGACAUCGUCAACGGGACCUACGUGCACAGCAACACCUCAGCACCGUGCAUGGCCCUUCCUCCACCACGCUAUGGAUACUACUAUGUGGACAGAGGGUCAGGCGUCUCCUUGGGCUCCGUCCUUGUGUACUGGUGCCAGGAUGGAUACCAGCUGGUGGGCAGCGAGAGGCUGCUCUGUCUCCGCCGGGGGAGCGCUUCAUCCUGGAGCCAGCCCCCACCCUACUGCCAGGCCGCCCCGCAGCCCGCGAUGAGCGGCGCCCGCACCGCUCUGGCCGCGUCGCUGCUGAGCGGAGCCGUCAUCCUGGCGCUCUCCGUCUGCUUCGCCGUCUGCUGCUGGCGGGACAGGGCGAGGAGGAGCCGCGAGGGGCAGCAGCAUGGAAGGAAAGUCAGAGGAAGACGAAAACUCAGUCCCUCCACCCGAGAAAGGAGGAGGAACACUUUUGGGAGACUGAAACACUACCACCGGCGUGAUUACCACCUCUCAGCCCUCUCCAGUUCUGUGUUCCCAGGGGCAUUUGCAGGCCGCAAUAACCUGGCUUUCCAAAGGAGCCCCAAAAACGCACCAAAGCUGUUUCUGCAGAGCUGGCACCCCGAUGCGCCAGUCUUGCCCCAGCUGGUGUUACAACCUGGCACACCACCUGUCAAUGCCGUGCCCAGCCAGCCAGCCCACAAUGUACUGGUGCCUGCCGUGCCCUGCCAUGCUGACAUCCCCCUCUACUACAGAAGCUAUGAGGAACAUAGAAUCUUCAACAAGUUCAGGAUGCCAGUUUGAAAAUUUAACCACCCAUGCAACUUCGUUUUCCCUUUUUUUUUUUUUUUUUCCUUUCAAGACCAUCAAUUCCUUGAACCUCUCCAGAGCUCAGGAAAGAAUUUCACAAGAGCCAAUUAUUGCACCUGGGAUUUCAAACUGAGAAAAUCUGACUCUUCAUGUUGAAAGGCUGUUUGAUAUAAAUCUUUUAUCUCCUCUCCCAUGUCCAGACAUGCACAUUUCAAACAGUAGUUCCUUGGCUACAAGCUGCUUAAUUGAUCAUUUUAGUGAGAUGACUAAAGCCAAGGCUGAGCAACUCCAGCUUAAACUACAGGCUAAGUAUGUGCAGACUUUCAGGUUUUAAGCAAAGGAGUCUGAUUUGCGGUUCAGAGCUUUCUUAAAGGCUGAAAGUGAAGACAGCCAGUUACCAGAAACAAGGAAUCUAUCUCAUUAGAUAACUGGAAGCAUUUACAAUCCAUUGCACUCGAAUGUAGCCUGAGAUCUGAAGUUUUUGUUGUUGUUUAGAACUCACUAUUAUCCUCCCAUUUCUACACAAUCUUGGACUUGCAAGAUGCAGUGACAAGUGUGCAAAGAUAGCCAGUAAAAAGGAAAAUGUGAGUUUAUCUUUAAUAUAAAGGGCCUAGCACAUAAAAAAUAACCCAAAUAAACCAACAAGUUGGGUUUUUUUCAUCCCUUCUCUCCUGUAUUAGAAAUUCACAUCAGAUGUGUCAGAACCUUCAGCACUGGCUGAAGAGCUCACCCAAAUUCCAUCAUUUGCAUUAAGAAAGCAACGACACCCAUAUUUCUGUCCAGGAUUUCCUGGGUGGAAACACAGAGGUGUGUUCCAGGCUGUGCAUGCAGAGACUGGCCAAGAAGCUUUGGGACACUUCAGCCUGCAUAGCAUGCCCCAUACAGUCUGGGCACGUGUGGCUUGUUGAGUAGCAUGGUAUCAUGUAGACACAGAGAUGGUGUUUCUGCCUCAGGAGUCAUUAACACACCAGUCAGAAGAGCUGCUGGAUGCAUGGGCCAGGGAAUAAGAACAUCCAGGAUGUGAACCUCCAGCACCAUGUGCCAUCCAGUGCUCAAGGAUGAAAACCGUGUUACCCAAACAAUCCUGCUACAAAGCCUAGAAGUUUUAGUCUGAUGACUUCAUUUCUAUCAUCAUUUGCAUCACAUUUCAAGGAAAGAAGCCUCAGAAGAUGGAAGGUAGCACAUUUUUUGAUAAGGCAAGACUACUAGUGGACAUCUGGGAACCACUUGCCACUUCUCCCAGAAAGAGGGCUGGGGAUCUCUGUCCAUUCCACCUCCCAUGUCUUAUUCGCACAUCUCCAAGUUACGGGAAGUUUGGUUUUGGGGGCUGGGUUUGAUGCGGGAGCAAGCAGGUGGUAAAGCUUUUACAGAUUCCCUGCAGAAGAUGAGAAGCCUGCAGUUGCCAUUUAUCAGCAAGUACACCACAAGAAAGAAAACGCCUUUCAUUCUCCUAAGACAACUGAAGCUGUAGAAAGGACAGGAAAACCAGGACCUGCUCUGCUCUUCCCUUCAGCUCAUGUCCCAACCUUACCUUUUUCUUCUCCCUCUUUUUCUAGCCAAGUUUAAUGCACAGGGAGGGGAAUAAUCCUGCUUCAAGGUAAGCUGUUCCUUGGUCCCCUCCCAGAUGCUUGUGAGACUGCCUGGACUACCAGAGGAAAAGGUGCUUUACGUACAGACACGCCAGAUGUGGAUUUGGACACAGCCCUAUGGGCAUUUUGGACUCUCACGAUACAUCAGUGCCAUACCCAUUUACCGCACUUCCACUUCCACCUCACCAAAAUAGGUUUCAUGGCCAGGAAUUCAGCCCAGGAUCUGCUCUUGCAGAUCCUGCUUGCAGGAGACUGAAACAGAGGGAAGAAAGAUGGGAUACAGGCUGGAAGCUCAACUCUACCACAAGUUUCCCUACCAAUGCCUUAGUCUUUGCCUGAGUUAAGGUUGUGGAGAGCCACAUUCAGCUUCACCCCAGGAAGUCACUGCCCAAUUUCUUGUUCACAUAGGAAGGUAUUGUCCUGUUAAGAGAUGAAAUCACUGUCUUAGGUUUGUGUGGGAUAGAGUUAAUUUUCUUCAGCUUCUUAUACUGUCCUGCCAACGAGAGGGCAGGGAGGGGACACAGCUGGGGCAGUACAUAAACUGGGCGAGUUGGCCAGGAGGUGGUGGGCAUUGGUUUCCAGGUGAUGGCAAACUGCACUGUGCAUUACUAAGGAGAGAAUUCAUAAAAGGUUAUAUAUGCUUUUAUUAUUAUUUUCUCUCCAUUUGCUGUUCUAUUAAAAUGUCUUUACCCCAAACCAUGAGCAAUACCUUUUUUAAUUUGUGAUUCUCCUCCCCAUCCCAUCAUGGGGGAAGGAGUGAGCAAGUGGCCACGUGGUACUUAGUUACCAGUUGGGGCCAAACCACAACAAUCAGAAUAAAAACAGAAAGGAAACUGAAGAGGAUGGCAAUGAGACUUUUCCUAUCCCCUUCUCCUCUAUUUCUCUCCCUUGCCAUGUUUUAAGGAAUAAAUAAAACCUCACUUCCUCUCUCUACAACAAGAUCUUCAUUCCGAAAACACAUUUGGACACAGUUUUCUGUCCUUUGGUUCUGAGUAAGGCUUUAAAACCAAAAGUGGGAUUUUCUUGCUACAUAAAAUCAGAGAUUGACACCUGCUUUCACUGCAAACUGAAAUGACGCACAUUUCAGAUAUGAAAAACUUUUGCCAAAUAUGUACAGAAAGGUGC